GCGUAAAAAUAUCAACAUCAAAGAAAGGAAACAUCCUCCCUACAAUCUGUUGUAACAUUAUUGGAUGUUUCUAGUGAAAAAUUCUAAUAUUUAGUAUUUCGAACAGGAAAUUAAAAGAAAUGUGUUGUUUGGAAAACGUACAGCUAGAUAGAAAUGUCCUGCCAAUGGCUAAAAGUGUUUAGGAAAUAGAAACUAAACCCAUUACCAUUGCGUAUAUUUUUCCAUUGAGAAAAAAAAACUUGAAAAACUGGUCUACAAAACCACAAUGAAAUUGAUAUACUGGGUUGGAGUUGUCGGAACUGUUAUUAUUGCGGUUUCUCUGUACUGGCCAAUAUUUUUCUACAUUUUCCUAUUUGUGCUCUACUCGCUUAUACUGGUGGCUUUGGCUAUUUUUGGAACCAUUUAUGUGCACUAUAAACUAACGGCCAAAGAAACCACACCCGUUGUAAGGGAUCUGCCCUCGAACGUUCUGUACAACGCAACCAGAUCACAGUUAUUUGACCCACCGUCGCCACCUAAAACUGCCGCCAACUUACCGAUCAUUUUUGGCCGAACGGUCGACAGUUUGCUGCAGCAAAUCAUCGGCAAUGCGAUGCGGGAUGUGGUUGGUCCCGCACUCGGCGAAGUGGUUGCCAAUCCGCGACGCAUCGUGGAUCUGCUCAAAGAGGACAUAUGGCUCGGCAUUGAGAAGCUUCACGAGCGGGCCUCGCGUAUUGAUGCGCCAAAAAUGAUCGCCUGUGAUUUUGUGAUCAAGGCCACGGUUCAUUUGGAAAAGAUUAGAAUUGCGCAGGCACGUGCCGCUGAAUUGGGUACCGAUCCUGUUUUCGGAACGUCAUCCUACCUGACAACACCGGAGAAGGAGCUGGAGUUUCUGAAGAAAAUCUGUGAGAUUUUGAUCAUCUUCUUGCUUCCCCGGGGAUAUUCACUUUCGCCAAUUAAGGACCUGCUGAGUGAGGUUAUCUCAUUUAAGGUACUUUUUCCGGUUAUCAAAUUGGUCACUUCGCCGGAUUUCAUAAACCAGCAGAUUGUGGAAUGUAUCGAAACGAAGCUGGUGACGGUGGCGAUCCACAGGCGUAGCUUUGAGUACGCCGCGAAUUUCGAAGAUUUUCUGAAGAUAAUAAACAGCAGUCAAACCACAAACGAAUUGCAUUCCAUUAGAGGUAGCAUUGUGAGUGAUAUAAUGCAAGCCACAACGGUACAGAAUCUACAGAGGACAAGGGGUUUUGAUAGCGAUUUCAGCGUGAACAAGAUGAGCAGCAGUGGAUGCAGCCUAGGCGGUGGCGGUGAUUCGGAAAACGGACCAACCCGGGCAGAGGUGACCGCUUCGCUGAAGCUCAAAAAAUACAUCCAGCAGUUGUCGUUUGCCAAGAACCAGUGCGAGAAAUGUUUAUCCCGCCUCGGAUGGGACGGGAAUGUGAGUAACGAUAUGGAUUUGUCGAUACUCGAUAUCCUGUCGACGGUAGCCGGCCGACGCCACUUCACCGUCUUCCUCGAGCCAAUGCGGGCUGCCUCGUUGGUGGGAUUUUACACGACGGUUGAAGAGUUGAAGCACGCUCCGAAAGGCUCGUGGCAUCAGCUUGGUGCGGAGAUUUUCUACACCUACAUACGAUGUCCGAAUUCGGAGAUUCCAGUAGAUAAAGCAACCCGCAAGAAGAUGGAGUCCUUCCUGGUGGGUGAUAGUGGCCCGGAAGUCUUCUAUGAAGUGCAGCGUGAGUGUUUGGUGACAAUGGAGGACAAGUACUACCAACCGUUUCUGCUGAGUGAAGAAUACGCGCGGCUGAAAAAUUCACUAACCCAGGACGAUCUCAAAGAAAUUACUUUGAAUACUUACAUCUCCACUAGUGCGGAUAGCCAGGAUGAGACCGCUUCGAAUGCGUCCUCGGCCAGUGGGGACGUAGAUCCAUUGAUUAUGGAUCUGAGUAAUCAUUCCACAUAUGCGCGGAAUAAGUUAGAACAAUUGGAUGAAAAGUUGUCGAAUAAAAACCAAGCUCUGGAAGCUCUCAAGCAAUCUCUCAAACCGGAUUCGAAGCUUUUGCAGAUGCUUGAAAAAGAGAUUGACUGGUUGAGGGGUGAAAAGCGGCAGCUUGAAUCGCACCUUCUAAGGACGGAGGUUUGGGGAGAAUAUCUUGGCAAGUGGCGAGCAAUUGUGGAGAGUGUUGAUUUGUCCGAUGAUAAAGAGCCCCAACCGCAGUUCAUGAUUGUUGUUCAGGUGGAUGAGAUGAACGAUUGCGGUAAGGAAGAUGUUGCGACCGCGAUGGAUGCAGCGGACAGCAUUUCAACCGGAUGGGUUGUCUUGCGGACAUUGGCGCAAUUUCACGAACUGCACAAAAAGCUGAGACCGAUGUGCGCCGAACUGAAAACGAUUGACCUUCCCGCAAAUAACUUGCUAAAACUGUUCCUAUUCAAAAACGAUAAGACACUGCUGGAGAAAACGAAAGAGCAGGUUCAGAAAUAUCUCAGCUUCGUUCUUGAAGAUGAGCACUUGCACCAAAGUGAAGCACUGUACGAAUUUCUCAGUCCAAGCUCGGAACGGUUGAAGCAAGGCACAACUCCAUCGCCUUCGAAAAAACAAUCCAAGUUCUCGCUGGCAACAUUGUUCAAGCACAACAGUGAAAAGCUGGACCAAUUUUGGGGCCCACAUUUCCGGUUCAACACGGCUGACUUCGUAGAUGAUGAUCAAGUAUCGAUGUAUCUCGAGGGCUCGAGCGGAGAAAACGGGUCCUCCAAGUCACAAGUCGACUUGGAAGCGAAAGAUUCCAUCGCUGAGCCUCUGUAUGCUUUGCUCGGGGAAAUUUUCGACAUGGGCGGUGUGUUCAAAUGGUUACGACGCAGUCUGAUAACCUUCGUGCAGAUAACCUACGGCCAGACAAUCAAUCGACAAAUUCGAGAAUCCAUCAAUUACCUAUUUGAGGAAACGAUGCUCCACACGUACGCCUCGACCGUACUGAAAGUCCUCUGGCCGGGUGGAGUGUUCACAAUCAAAAACAUCGAUCGCAGCGAGGAUCAACAAGAAAUGACCGCGAUUGCAGCAAAAUCACUGCUGCUCGACAACAUCCCCGAUCUACUGUGCAAUAUUAUCGGUGCGCAAAACGCCCGGACGGGCAUUCUGAAGCUGUUUGACGUCGUUCAGAAUCCCAUCUACAACAAGCAGCUGUUCUACGAUCUGCUGGAGAUCAUAAUGCUCGAGUUGUUCCCCGAGAUUCGACAGCUGAAGGUCCCACCGAGCGUGACAGCCGUUGCGGUUGUUGGCGGGUCGACUUCGUCCGCAACAUCGACGCCAACCCACGGUGGCCAUGUGCCCAUUGGGGGUCUCAGCACGAUGGGGGGAUCCACUCAUUCUACACCCACCAGAUUCAUAUCAAGGAACUAGAAGCGUAUCACACAGUGGAGAUAUGUUUAGCCACCGAGGAAAACCAAGGAAACGAGGGAUCCCGUGUCAAGCUUAUGAAGAAAUUUAGUGUGUAUGUUUGGAUUGGGGUUUUCUAACGAAAUUUUCUGUUGACAUUCCUGGAGAUUAUGAGGAUGGGAAAGGGUAAAUCAAUGUAUUCCUCAUUGGAACUAUCGUUUGUGUAGGUCACAAACACGUGUGAUUAAUAUUAAUACUUAACUGUGAAAACUACGUUUAAUGUAGAUGAGCUGGGUUGAUCUCAUAUUUAGUAAACUAAAUAUAAUUAGCGGGAAAU
Molecule: messenger RNA, 3683 nt
Organism: Toxorhynchites rutilus septentrionalis
Lineage: Eukaryota; Metazoa; Arthropoda; Insecta; Diptera; Culicidae
Gene: snz
Product: sorting nexin-25
Exons: 4
Coding region: 266-3370 (1034 amino acids)
Cellular component (GO): intracellular membrane-bounded organelle
Molecular function (GO): phosphatidylinositol binding
Source: RefSeq, a predicted model, not a curated record